AUGGCAGUGCAGCCUGGUUUUGUGCAAAAGCUCUACAAGAAGGCCUCUGAUUUUCAAUGUCAUGCUCGAUCAUCGACCAGUAAGAGUGACUUUGUGUCAAUGUCUUCAUAUGACACAUACCUCAGUGUGACAUACAUGGCAACUGGAAUAUGCGAGAAUGAAACACUGGGAACUGACCCCACAACAGCAUGCACCUUCAUGGCUGCGGACGGAACAGCAUGGAGCUACGAGAAACCUAAGGUUGCGCCCGCGUUUGAGGAUGUACUGGACUCCAUUGGGUCCAGAGGGAAGUUCCAGACAAGGAUCACCGUCAUCUUUAUUUGCUUUGCACAAUGCUUGAACAUGCUAAGUAUCUCUGUGUUAUAUCUCGCAGUCCAUACGCCCAAUCACUGGUGCCAUGUACCUGGCAUAGAACAUACAAAUCUCACAUUGGAGGAGUGGAAGAAUAUUACAAUCCCAAGGGAAGGAGACAUCUUCAGCAAAUGCCUGAUGUACAACCUUACCGACCCUCACCACCCCAGCACCAGUGCAAAUGUCACCAAGUGUUUGUACGGCUGGGACUACGACGACACGUGGUUCUCACUGACAGUAGUAUCGCAGAUGAAUUGGGUCUGUGACAACAAACAUGUCGUCAGUGACGUCUUGUUCUACUCCCAGAAUGUUGGAGUGGCUCUGGGACUACUCUUCGGCUAUAUUGGCGACAUGUUCGGCCGGCGGCCGCUGCUGCUGCUGUGCCUGGCGGCGCACGCGGCCAGCAGGCUGCUCACGGUGCUCACGCCGCGGGUCCUCGGCCUCUUCAUCCUCGCCGUCUCCGUGGUGACAGGCGCAGGUGGACCUACUUUGGACUCUGCUUUGUCUGUCGGUCUAGAACUGACAGAUAAGGGACAUCGGACCGCCAUCAAUCUGCUCGCCCACUGCAGCAUGGGUGUGGGAAUGUCACUUGCUGGUUUAGUGGCCUGGCUGCUGCCCAACUGGAUCUACUUCCUCUCACUCGUCGCGGCCUGCCAACUUCCGCUAUUUGUUUUUCAUAGGUCGGUGUUUGUGCUGACAUUCUACUCCCCCAUGACGGUGGCCAGCAAGCUGAGCGUAAACCCGUUCCUGUCAGUAGCGGCACAGGGCAUGGCGCAGUUUGUGGCCUACUUCGUGGUCAACUGCUGGGCGUCCCGCUUUGGACGCCGUUGGUCUGCCGUCGCAGCACCCCUGUUGGCCGGCAUUGCCAGUUGUGCCACGUUCUACAUGCUGACAGUCGAUGUUGGCAGAUCGGCGCUCGUGGUGGUAUUAACGGUGAUUGAGCUUGGAGCAACAUGCAGCGGUGGCAUGACGGACUUGCAGAGUAUUGAGCUGCACCCCACCUGCCUGCGCCAAAUCGCAGUCGCAGUGGAAUGGACAGUCGCGGGAAUCGCCCUGUCUGCCCUGCCCUACUUAACCUUAAUGGACGAUAAGCGGCUGCCUUUCGCUAUUAUCGCUGGUCUCAAUUUCCUGGCAGCUUCUAGCGUGUCAUUCCUGCCGGAGUCUGCGAUGCAGAAGUUGCCUGAGACAUUGGAAGACGCCGCAACAUUUGGGAAAGGGCAACGGUAUUGGAGCUGGAAACCCGUGCCACCUCCAGAAUACAUAAGAGAAUAA
Schistocerca serialis cubense is the source of this 1623-nucleotide messenger RNA. Its product is annotated as organic cation transporter 1-like. NCBI's taxonomy places the organism in Eukaryota, Metazoa, Arthropoda, Insecta, Orthoptera, Acrididae. Bases 1 to 1623 code for a protein of 540 amino acids. The record is from RefSeq and is a predicted model, not a curated record. The transcript is spliced from 8 exons.